Molecule: messenger RNA, 12989 nt
Organism: Schistosoma haematobium
Lineage: Eukaryota; Metazoa; Platyhelminthes; Trematoda; Strigeidida; Schistosomatidae
Product: Receptor tyrosine-protein kinase erbB-2
Exons: 26
Coding region: 1-5100 (1699 amino acids)
Biological process (GO): positive regulation of kinase activity; cell surface receptor protein tyrosine kinase signaling pathway; protein phosphorylation
Cellular component (GO): basal plasma membrane; signaling receptor complex
Molecular function (GO): transmembrane receptor protein tyrosine kinase activity; ATP binding
Source: RefSeq, a predicted model, not a curated record
AUGAAUUUUUUAUCACCGACUUUGGUUUUUAUUUUCGCUCUUAAUUGCUGGUCCUUAAAAUUUUCCAUUUCUGAGUACCCAUGGAUUAAAGCCUGUCGUGUUUGGGAGAGAGACUGCGGAAAGCCUAAUCCAAAACAUAUACAGCUAACAUACAUCAAGUUUUUGUACGGGGGUUGUACCCACAUAAUCGGGAAUUUGGUUAUAUGUGGUCUAGAGAAACUUGAAAAUGGAUCCGAUCCUGAUCUUUCUUUUCUUGAAAAGAUUGAAGAUGUGUCUGGUUAUGUGUACAUUGGUCAAAACAGCGUUAAAACGAUAUCAUUACCUUCUUUGAAAGUUAUUCGUGGCGAACCAGGAUAUCGUAUCAUGAAUACUAGUGCUGCACUUGUCAUUAAUCGAAACAGUCUUGAAAUCCUAGAUUUGCGGAGUUUGACGGCCAUUCAACGCAACGAUAUUGUGGCGCUAAAUAAUCAGUUUUUGUGCAACUUUGGUUUCACGGUUGAUUGGGUACAGAUUUUUGAAGACAACAGUAAGCAGAUGUUUAUACCUGAUAGAAAAGAAAAGACAGUUUCUCACGCCGGUUGUGAUAUUGAUCGCACCAAACAUUCCUGUCAUGGUUCCUGUCCUGUGGUAAAUGGACGAGGCUAUUGCUGGGGUCCAAAGCCUGAGAUGUGUCAAAAAAUGCUGAAAUGCGCUAACAAUCUUGAUAACUAUUGUCUUGGUGGUAGAGCGACUACACAACCGUGUCUGGAAGAAUGCUUGGGUGGAUGCGAAACUCGUCCUGGCAAUUGUAGAGCAUGCAAACAUGCGAUGAAUGAUGGCAAAUGUGUAUCACAAUGUCCUCCACCAUUGAUAGUUAGUCGAGAAGAGAGUAGAACUAUUGCGAAUCCAGAAUUCAAAUAUAACUUUCAUGACAUUUGUGUUAAAAAAUGUCCAGCACCAUUUCUGAAAUCAGACAGUUACUGCGUCAUUGAAUGUGACCUGAAUACCCAAAUUCCUGUUAAUGGAACGUGCAAGGACUGUCCAAAAUCUGGAUGUCCUGAACAUUGUAAAGAAGAAACAAUCUUUCUAAAUGGAAGUUUGAAUAUCUUACAAUCAAGUUCACUACGGAAAUUUAAAUCUUGUGUUUAUUAUACUGGUGGUUUGUAUAUAAGUAAAGAAUCUUUUCAAAAAAGUUCACUGUUUCCAGAUCCAAUAGAAAACGUCAAUGAACUCUACAAUUUGUUGAACCUGAAAUCAAUUGUUGGGUACAUCUAUUUUGAUUUACGUGGAGCUCCAGAAGAAUUAAAAAAUUUAACAUUUCUGGAAAAUCUAGAAUCAGUUGUUUUGGAAGUGAAAAGUCAAUCGCCAGGAGCAGUGAUUACAAUUAUGAACGGAGAACAUAUCGAGUCAUUUGGUUUCAAAUCACUUACUAAUAUUGGGGGUUAUGUAUAUUUGAAGAAUAUGCCAAAAUUAUGUUAUACUAGUGCGUUAACAAAAAUGUUACCUGUACGUAUGAUAGAUGUACAAGAUGAAGAACUUUGUGCUAAACGUGGUCACGUUUGCCACAGUGAAUGUUUACCAGAACUUGGUUGUUGGGGUGCUGAGGCUAAUAUGUGUGCUCAUUGUUGUGGUUUAAAGGCUGGUGAGUAUUGCGUGUCUCGAUGUACAGAUCAUCCUGGCUUUUAUGAACUUCCAACAUCUUUCAAUCAUUCAAUUCUGGGAAAGACCAAUAAUAAUCCUGUUUGUCGAACUUUACCCUUAACUAAAAGUGACUUGGCAAAAAUGGAUGAACAAGCAAUCAUUGCAUCCGUAGUCCCUUCAGAAACAUGUGCCAUCUGUCAUCCAGAAUGUGCUCAGACAUGUUAUGGUCCUAAUGCAAAUCAGUGUGUUGGAGAAUGUAAGCACUACCAGCAUGGUGAUACCUGCUUACCUGAAUGUCCACAAAAUACAUACGUAGAUCCACAAACCCAUUAUUGUUUACCUUGUAAUGAGUCGUGCAGUCACAUACUGACCACCGGGAAAAAUCACUUAUGUAGUGGCCCAGGGAACUUUCUUGGCUUGGGUGGUUGUGAAACAUGUUGGACAGUUAUACAAGAUAAGACAACAAACAAAUACCAAUGUCUACCCGAUGAUUGUCCUCCCAAACACUACACAGAAUCUUAUCAAACACAAGAUUUUAUAAACAAAGAAAAUAUCAUUGUAUCUUCUCAUAAUCAAGUUAAAAAAGGUGAACUUGGGGGUAUGAUCCGUGUGUGUAAACCGUGUCAUCCAUUUUGUGAUUUAUGUACAGCAAACGGAACACAUGCAUCUAUAUGUCAUAGUUGUACUCAUUGGUGGUUUAAAUCAGAAUGUGUAGAGGUUUGUCCACCCGCGGAAACAUAUUCACUAGCGGGAUCUGAUAAAGAGUCGGACAAUGAAGAAAAUGAUUUAAUUACUCUUAGUAACAAUACCCAGUUCUCAUCAAAUCAAUUAAAAGAAUUCACUUUUCUAUCUAACGUUUCUGCCACCACUAACGCUAGCAUUGAUGCCAAUCAACAAGAAUACAAAACGUCCUCACUAGCAGCUCCAGUAUUUCUAAUUAAAUUGAAACGUUCACAGCGUCGAUGUUUGCUCUGUCAUGAACAGUGUAUUCAAGGUUGUUCUGGACCUGGUCCAGAAGAUUGUGUUAAAUGUAGAAAUUAUCAAAUUAUCUUGGAUGAAGAAACGAAUAAAUUCGUUUGUAAUUCUUCCUGUCCAGAGGAUCGCAAUCAUAUUUUUCAUGGCAUGUGUUUAACAGCUGAACAAAAUGCACGUUUAUCUGGUCAAACAGCUCGAGAAUUGCGUAACAGAAUUCUUAUUGCUGUUUCUAUUUCCAUAUUUAUUAUUAUUGCACUCGUUACAAUAAUACUGGUGAUAUGUUUGAGACGGAAAGCUGAAGCAGAAAAAAUACGUGAACAACUACGCUCAGCAUAUACUAACUUGUUAGAACCUGAUAUGAAAACCCAAUCCGUAAGUCGUGAACCAAACAUGGGGCGGCUGGAAAUGAUCAAUCAGGAUGACUUGUCUUGUGAUUUCAACUCAGCUCCUCUAGGAACAGGAUCAUUCGGAGCUGUAUACAAAGGUGUAUGGAAAGUACCUAAACAUGCUCUACUUCGAUAUAAUUGGCAUAGAGGUGCUCAACUAGAUGUUGCAAUUAAAGUUAUCUUAAAUGAUUCACCUGAAUGUUCAGUAACCACAAACCCAUCGUCCCCAUUUGAAGCUGGUAAUUCGUCUUAUUCAGAAGAAGAAGCGAAGCGGGCGUCCGUACGUGCUAAUAUUGAGGAACUUCUUCAGGAAGCUAAGGUUAUGGCAUCUGUUAUGCAUCGUCAUUGUCUUCCAUUAAUUGGAAUAUGUCUAUCUAGUGAACGUCAUUGUCUAGUUUCAAUAUUCGUCGAAUUAGGGGCUUUGGAUCGCUAUGUGAAACAACAUGCAGAUGAAUUAAAUAGUCUUACACUUUUAUCUUGGGCUGAGCAAAUUGCUGACGGAAUGAGCUACCUGGAAAUGCGUGGAAUUAUCCAUCGAGAUUUGGCUGCUCGAAACGUUCUCGUUCAGACACGUGAACAUGUACAGAUUACUGAUUUUGGUUUAGCUAAAAUGUUAGAACGCCGUGAUGAAGACAGUGUCAUCGUAAAAGCUGGUCGUGUGCCAAUACGUUGGUUAGCUAUAGAAACACUACAAUAUGGGAUUUAUUCUCACAAAACAGAUGUUUGGAGUUACGGUGUGACGUUAUGGGAAAUAUUUACAUUUGGCAAACGACCAUAUGAAGAUGUUGAUACUGUAGAUAUUAAGGAUCAUGUAAUCAAAGGUGGACGUUUGACUCAACCUGACAUAUGCACUUUGGACGUUUAUAUGGUAUUGGUAAAAUGUUGGAUGGAAGAUUACGAGUCUCGUCCUACAUUUAUUGAACUUAUGCGUACAUUUAAUACAUUUUGCAAAACUCCUGGCCGUUAUCUAUACAUUGAAGGUGAUCAAUAUGCAAUCAAUUACUUUCACAACACAAAUUCAGGUUCUGGGAACUUUUCUUCUGAGUCUCAUGAACUCCAACCGAUGUUGUCCGUACGCGGGGUCCCUGAUGGAGGUACAACGCCACACAGGAAUAAUAGUUUACACCGUCAUCAUACUAUGUUAACAGAACCAAGUAUGACUAGACCUUAUUCUUCAGGAAAGCUACUUCGAGCUUUAUCUGACCAGCCUAGUGAAAGAUCUGAUCCAUUUUCCGUUGGUCAGACUGAUGAACAUACAGAAACACAACUUUUGCUACCCAUUCGAUCAAAUAAUGGUAACGCUGGAAACCAUUCUACCUGGCAAUCACGGCAGCAUGGAGUUGGAACUGGAGGUUUGUCAAAUACCUCUGAUACAAAUUUUUCAGGGCUAGGUAGAAUAUGGAAGAGAUCAAAUUUUCAUGACAAAGUCAACUCAGAUAGUAUAAGUUUGGUAAAACAACACAAGGCUCCUUUGGCUUCCCGAGAGGAUUCUUGGUUAAACGAUAUUCCUAGACAGUCAGAUCAUCCUGAAUCAAUAAGUUCUGUUGCUUUAUCUGACCCAGCUACUGCUUCUACCACUACUAAAACUUCCGAAUGGUCAGGAAUAUCACCUUCUUAUAAUAAAUCACGCAAUCAUUCCAAUUUUGGUGGUAAAAAUUUAGAAGAAAUGAGCACUAAAUUCAGCCCGCGCACACAUGACAAUUCAUCAAACGGUUUUAGAAAAAAUACUGUUUCAGACUAUCUGCUUGAGCCACCACCGCCUGUACCACGUGGCUUACCAGAUGACUACUUACAACCGAAGACUAAAAAUCCUUCAAAUAUAUCAAACGCAUACAGUAGUGCGCCGUCAAAAUCAAUGAAUUAUACCGAAUUGGGCCCACCGAUGGUUACCAAUGCUUCUACUACUAGAGAUGAAUACUUAAGUCCGAAUAUGCAGCCACCAGAAGAAUACUUAUCUCCAAUAUCCAGUGGAUUUAGCGUAACCAAUCCAGAGUAUUUAAUGGAAACAUACGGUCAUCCACAUCAAUACCCAGAUCCAAAUACAUUAAAACAAAGCACAAAUCCUGCUAGCGAUUCAAAUUCCCCGCUGAAAUUGCAGGAUAAAACAAACCAAAAGUAAACUCUAUCCUGCUGCUUGUUUUUAUCGUAUCUGUUGUUACUGUGGUUUUUCGAAGCAGUUACUUUUUGCCUAAUUAAAUACAUUUUAAAAACAAAUUCUGCUAAUAAUAUCGAAUUUACUGUUAACGCCUCUAUUUGUCAACUUUCGUUUUUAUUUACUGCCCGUUUUGUUUAUAUAUGAAAUUUCCUUGGUUUCUUUUACAUAUUAGUGAGUCAUCCUCGCUGGAAUUAUAGAUACAAUCGUUCCACUUUCUCCCCACCAGAAUAGCGGAAAACAACAGACUAUUCAUUUUAAAGUGAUAUAGCAGUGACACUGAAUGUCUGUUACUUCCUUCUAUUUUCAUUUUAUUAUUUGUCAUACCUAUAAAAACCAAAUAAAGAAUGAUCAAUGUGUAAACACUCCGGAAGUCAAUGCACAAACAUGUUCACUAUGGAAUUCGUAUGGUUCAUUCGUCGUGAUGAUAGGUAUUGACAUUUUUCAACGAUUAAAGAUAAAGUCAAGGAUGAAUGAAGAACAAUAAUACUGUAAGAAAAAGAGAUGCAUCUCAACAUUCAUGUCCCCUCCUUCUCCUUCCGUAUUUUUAAUUCCAGUUUAUUGAUUAUAUACAAACAGAUACAUACUGCUUCUUACUAGCAUUUAUAUCAAAGUAUUACUUCAUACCAUUGCUUCCUGUGUAUUUCGGGUAAUUCUCUUCUCAAAAAGCAUUCAAUUUAUCUUGAAUUAUAAUUGCUUGCUUAUCUAUGGACUCACUAAAAUUGUUUGUUGGAUUGUCUUCUAUGCAUCAUUCGUUGUUCCCAAGAUAGGCAGAAACCAGAACAAUGAGGAUAUAUAUCGAUAUACCGCUUGUUCGUUAUAAGCACUGUUUGCAAACACUGCCUUAUAAACCAAACAUGUUUUAGAUGCAUUUAUUGUCAGAUUCGACGACCUUUUAAUGUAAAUAGACAUCAUUCUUUUCGUUGUCAUUUGCAUGCUGGUUCUUUUUUAAACAAAUAAUAUGAAUACUAUCUAUUUUAUAUUCAAUCCGCUAUAAAAACAAAUACUGAGGCGAUUAUGUUUUUGAAAACUACUACCUACUAAAAUAAUCCCAAGUAGCAAAAUGAAGUUUGUUAAAAUAUUAUACCCCAGGUAGGAAUUUUCGAUCAAAAAUGACAAUAUAUCUUACCCUUUGUCUGAAUUGUCACAUAAAAGUAGUAUCUGUACUGAGUGAGAAUCAGUUAUCAUAUGAAAAAAUUCACAAUUGAAAGGGAAGCAUGACUGUGAAUGGACUCCCAGUGGUUUCCAAUUAAAAUUUGCCUACAUAACAAACAAUUAAUUUAAGCUCAUAAAUGUCCGUUAUACCAUAAAAUGUCUUAGUUAUUCUCUUAAUUACAAAACGCUUGGAAACUAAAUAGUUCCAUUAUUUUAGACUUAUCUAUAACUAAGAAAACAAAUGAGAGAGAACUUAAAUGAAAUAGUUUAUACUGUCUAGUUUGAUGCCGCAUCAAAUAAACAACCUACAAUCGUUCUAAGAACAUCUAGAAAUCAAAAUAUUUAUUUUUAUUAUAGAAAAUAGCUUGAUCAACGACCAACUGAAAUCCUCUUAGUUUCAGUUCCUAAAAUCCUUCAAGCCAAUAAAUGUAAUUAAAGCAGUUAGUAGGGUGGAGAAGAUAACGGAUAUUUAUUUGCUUAAAGCAUAUUUUCGAGGGUAUUUUAUUUAUUAAGCUAGAAAAACUGAAGCCACAAAUUUUCCGAAAAUAAAUUUGUAAGGGUUUUUCUGUAGAAAUGCUUUUAGAAAGACCAUUUUUUAAUUCACCCUUUGUUGUAAUUCUCUCUUAUUAUAACCCAGCUAUUCUUGGACACCAGUUCACUCGAUAAGUCCCCAAAUCAGAACACGGUUGAACAGGAAAGAGAAUAUAUCCCAAAUGACAAGGUUACAUGGAAGUAAGAACCACAGUAGGAAAAACGUCAGUAUAUUUAUAGUUUUUACAUGAGAAGGUUCUAGUGUUCAAUUAUCGACUAGCGCUGAUUGGAUAAGAAUUAACCAACCAAUGUGCGCCAAAGCAAUCGUGCAUUGAGCAUGCUUUAAUUUAUUUGCAUAUAAUUAUAAAACCAGAGAAUUUCACGAGGUAAAUUUUGUAACGUUUGCUUCCCACAAUAACUAGAUACUCAUCAGUAAUAAGUACUAGGUUAAUAAUCUCCAAUAGCUGAUAAUACUUGUAACAUAUUCGAUUCUAAACUACUUUCUUAAGUAGUCGAAUUUCUCUACACUUGUGAGACAGUUAUAUGACUGUAUACCAGUAAAAUAAAAGUAAAUCACAUGAAAUUAUACUACGUCGUUAUUUAGUGAUAAAUAUAUCCCAAUUCUAACGUAUUCGAUCUGAAUUAAAAAACUUAGUAAAAUUAUUGCAUUGAUAAACUGGUAAAAUAAAUAAACAAGCGCGUUAGUAGCAUAUCGAUAAAGUGAAAGACAUGAAAAAGUAAAAUGAGUAUAAUUUAUCGAGCUGCAAGCAGUAGGGUUAAUGAAACCACUGACUAAAUAUGGUGUACGAAUUUUCUACAAAUACAAAAUAAUCAAAGCAAAACAAAGAGAAACAAGAUUAAAAUCAAAAUGAUAAACCAAUAGAAAAAGACCAUAAAUUUUGUUCUAGAAAUAUACGAGAUAAAGAAAUAGUUAUGAUGAGUGCACUGAAUAUAUAUAUAUAUAUAUAUCCUUUGUAUGCAAUGAUAUGGUAGGAAGAGAUGUUGUCAAGUCACUGAAAUCAAGCUAGUCCACGUGACAUAAAUGGUACACAUAGGCGGUGAUAACAAGAGUCUUGAAUAAAACAAACUAUUUUUGUAGGAUGAACUAGGACUGGAAAAAAUCAUCCUCCACUCCAACACAUAUAUCUGAAAAGAAGCUGGGAUCAAAUAAUGCUAGAUUUGUUUGUGUUUCAACACUGUUCAACCACAAUUCUAUAUCUUCAUCAAUUGUUUGAGUUUGAUUGUGAGUGAAAUCUACAUUAGCUGACCAAUCAUGCUGCGUUGUUGUUUCCACGGUGUUCAAAUUGCAAUACUGUGAAUUAUCACAGGAAGUGGGUACAGUAUUAGUUUGUACAGAAUUUUUGAUAGAUGAUGUAGAUGAGCAUUGUAACAUUGGAUCCGUCGAACCAGGUAAAUCAUAACCAGAAUAAUUUAUUACAUUAACACAAGCCCGAGUACCGGAAUCUGUUGUUGUAUCCAUGUUUAAUAUCUCCAUAACUUUGAAGGAAACAAAUAAAAUGAGGUUUAAACUAAAGUACAUAGAAUUGUGACUCAAAACAAAAACAAUGUACCUGAUAGUAUGGGAUAGAGGAAGCAAUUUAUAUAAGACAGUAAACAUUCUACAGUAUGUAUGCCUAGAAAUUUCCAUGAAACAAGCUUUCAAAAAUCACUAUGCACUUUGUUCUGUUAAUGAAAAACAACUCAGAUUCGAGACCAUUUACAUUUUCUAUAUUUGACUGAAGGUAAUGCUUCUAUUCACUCACGUUUACAAUCCAUUUAUCUUGCAAACCAGUUAGCUGAAAAGGGAUAGAUGUUGAUGUAUAUAAUCGGAAAUACAAUAAAACCCCAUUACACAAAUGAGCACAAAAAUAAGCUUUUGACGUUAAGCACAAAUGGUGUACUCAUUACGAAUUUCAGAUGUUUCGAUGCGCAAUGAACUUCCAUACAGGCAGCAAAUUUAUCAUGUAGAACAUUACAGUUACCGCAGAAAAAAAAAGGAUUAAGUAGUGGAAAGUAGAGUUAACAGAUAAUAUGAAGAAUAUCAUAUCACAAUAAUGAAGACGUGGAUGUAAUUGAUGAAAUACUUAGCUGCUUUCUUUCGGAACAGUGAAUUAUUAGUAUUAUUAUAUCAUACACAUUCUACAAACUAACAUAAUCAGUUUUAGAGUUUUAUUACCAGUCGUUUAACAAAAUAGUUUAGUAGUACCUUCAAGAUAAGAUGCAAAAGCAACAAACAGACUAUCGUGAAAUCUUAGUAAAAAGCCAAGAAUUUACAGUGGUUUUAAUAGCUCACACAGUGACUGAUCUUGCGAAACUCAUCUGAGUGAACUACGACCAAAAUGUGGGAAAAAAGUAGAUUAAAAGUAAACUGAAAACGUCUACCCAACGCCCGGAAGUCAGUCAGCAACAACGUAGAACUUCGUAAGUACGAACAUCAGUUCAAGUUGCCACACCACAUUAGCACAGAGAUAUAAUUGUCGAUUCAAAUCCCAUAGUGGUACAGUUAGUAAAAGUAUAAGCAGUAGUCGGAAACAUUAGGGUUUGAAGAUGUUAUUCAAGGAGUAUAAUUCAGUGAGAUAAAUUUGGAAAGAAAAUAAGGGACAUGAAGGAUUCAGAAGAAUAGAAUUUGGGAGAACACAAAGAGUGGAUGCACCUGCGCCAUUCCAAAUGAUUUUGAGCCAUGUCAUUCAGGGUCUCUAACCAUUGGUUGCUUUCAUCUCGCGGUCCCCAACCACGUAGUCUACACCUACCAACAUGACUCAGUCCACUUGUCAGUGACUUCAUGUACUUGUGCCAUGUUUUGGUCUGGCCGCCUCUAGCUUUCUUCCAACCUACUCCUAAACCAUUGAACAUCGCACGUCGAGGCAGUCGGUGGUUGGGCAUACGUAACACGUGUCCCAGCCAUCUCAAGUGAUGAAGUCUCACUACUUCAUCAAUUGAUUUGCCAUCCUUACCUAGUACCCGCUUCCUAAAAACUGCGUUACUUACUCGAUGGUUCCAGGAUAUACGAGCAAUGUUUCGAAGACACCUAUGGUCAAAUACUAGUAACCUACGAAUAUCCUCUACUCUUACCGGCCAUGUUUCACAGCGGUAAAUUAGGACGGAGCGAACUGCUGCGCAGUAAACACGUCCUUUGGUUGAUAGACGGAUAUCUCGCCUACGCCAUAAAUGACGCAAGUUGGCAAAAGCUAGUCGAGCCUUCUGUAUCCGUGCUGAGAUUUCGUCACACCAGACCACAAGGGUUGAUGAGACUUCCAAGAUAAGUGGAGCAGUCGACACACUCAACCACUUCACUCUCUAUCACUAGUUCGGGUGUCGAUGCAACCCAAUCCUGAAGCAACAUUUUGCAUUUCGAGGGGGAGAACCGCAUCCCGAACAUGCUUGCAUUGUUGCUUAGAGUGGUCAGAAAACUUUGCAUUUUGUCAGCGUCUUCACCAAAUAGAACUAUGUCAUCGGCAUCUUCUAAGUCAACAAGUGAACCUCCCGGUACAAGUUCAACUGGAAAUUUAGAUAGGGGAAGUGUUAUCUAUAAAAACACGUCAAGGACAAUGUUAAAUAAGAAUGGAGAGAGUGGACAGCCCUGACGAACACCACUUGAGGUAAUCAAUUCUGAUGACAGUUCGCCCUAAGCUCUCACUCGACUAGUUGUGUUCGAGUAGAGAGCCUUUAUAAUGUUAAUGUACUUCUUUGGUACUCCUUUCAGUGACAAACAAUGCCAUAGAACCUCACGAUCAACAGAGUCGAAUGCUGCUUUAAGGUCGAGAAAUACUAUUAUUGCUGGACGUCUGAAUGUGUGUCUAUGUUCUAGGAUCUGACGUAGUGUGAAUAUCUGGUCUAUACAGCCACGUCCAGGUCGAAAACCAGUCUGGUUUUCUCUAGUCUGCUCUUCACGAGCUUUAGUUAGGCGUCGAAGUAUUAUUGAAGCUAAUAUUUUAGACAUUAUAUGAGUCAAAUUGAUUCCUCUGUGAUUGUCACAAGAGGACAUUUGGCCUUUUUUAUAGACUGGCAUAAUCAGUGAUUGAGACCAGUCAGAUGGGAUUACGUCCAGUUCCCAAAUUCUACCUGAGACCUCAGUCAAUCUCACUGCCAAUACUGGACCACCAUCCUUAAAAAGCGCAGGGGUAAACCUGUCGGGGCCUGCUGCUCUCCCUCGUUUCAGAGUGGGAAGACUUACAUCAACUUGCCAUUUAGAUUGACUGGAGAUCGUGGGAAACCGAAGUGUGGCUGAAGACCAGUUGAACUGAUCCCUAAACUGUUCUAACCAUCGAUCCAAUCUCCUGGAUUUAUGGUGAAUAAUGUGUUCAUCUUUUUCCGAGACAUUUUCUCUAAAAGUUGGAUUCUUAAUAAAGGAUUCCUUGACAAGUCUGAACAGUUGUCUGUUGUUGCUUAUUGCCGUAGCCGUUUCCAUCUCUUUUGUUUUCGCUACCCACCACUGUUGACGAUCAUUGCGUAGGCUUCUUAUCAGGCCGCGCUUAGGCUGACUCCGCUCUUCAUCAUGUUCAGAGCCAGAUGGGAUGAGUUUCCGAGCAUCUAUCAGUACGGCAGAUGCUGAUGAGAUCCAAUAUUUCUCCCUCACCAUGCGGUUUACCAUGGUAGCAGAUAUUAAAAAAAUCGGUGCAGGAAAUGUAAAGCUAUGGGCCAUAAAGAUGGAUUUCGUCAAAAAAAGGAAGCCAAGUAGCUCCAGGAGUACCAGAUAGCCCGAACCAACAUUAUUUCGUGGGAGAGGAGAAAGUCAGAAAAUUUAAGGUCAGGGUCUAAACUUCAAGUCUUCAAAAAAAGGGCAGGUGUUAUGACGGGAUGAAAAGUCAAAAUUAAAUUGAUUUACUCAUUAUGAUUUUUAUUCAAUAUCAAUUCCGUUUAAUUUAUUUUAAUGAUCACUCAGUGUAGUAUUUGUUUCGUUUUCCCCCAUGACAUUUUACUCUUUAUAAAAUACGAUAUUCUUGUAUGAAAUAUUUUCCAUGUAUGUGAUAUAUUCUGAUUAUUAAUCAAAAAAGGGUGUAUAACCAAUAUAUAAAUGAGUGUAUUUCCGACUAGACGGGAUAGGAUUACUCGUGCUUUUGGCUACUUGAGGAAUAUAUUUCCCCGUUUCGAACUUGGACUUCUCUCUCUAGUUAGCGGGGCUGGGACGCAUCAGAAUAGCUAGCAUAUUGGUCUUUGGUCACAGAGUCUUUAUUCUGUUCCCAGGCUAGGUGAAUUCGUAAUCGCUUCAAACAUAGCAUUAUGUCAAAAGAUGUUUUUCCUUAUGCUUAAAGUUAGUGUUUGCAAGAAACAGGUAGUUAUCUGAGCAUAGCUGCAACAGACGGUCGCCAUUAUCUGUUCUUUGAGCCAUGACACCAUAAAAUCCACCCAGGUGUCUUUCCUUUUCGCUUAGUUUACCUACUUGAGCAUUAAAUUAAGAGCCUAACUUUUUGGAGGAGGUCGGAAAGCUUCCUGUAAAACUCAUCUUUUACUCCAUUUGAGCUGCAAUCAGUGGGAGAGUAGACAGAGACGACGAAGAGGCAACGACGAGUGUCCCUAACUUUCCGAGUCCUUAUUGUUCUGUCUAGUCGGACAGCGCACAAAAAACUUUCUGAUGGGAUCCAGUCUAAGAGAGCUAGUUCUGCCCUAGGACUCAAUGCUAUACCUACACCAGCGAGCCUGUUGUCCUAUUUGGCACAGUGCUCGAACGUUAAAAGCUCCUACAUGUAGUUUAGAGCAUGAUUUCAGGAGACCAGGAAUAACGUUCCGCGUACCCGAAUCGUUUACAUUAGCAGCGUGAGGUGAUAAAGGAACGUGAGAAGGAUUAGUCGUGGGAAUAAGAGUUACUAAGAGGUGUAGGAAGGAUUUGAUUGUGACCAACUUGCUCUCGUGUGCUGAUACGGGUAUGAGGGCUGAUGUCACUUCCUGGUUACCUACACCGUGGAAGGAUAUUUUAUUGAGGAACCUGAAAAGGAAGUUGGAUUAGUGUUGAUCUUAACGACCUGGGAGUGUGACCGCAGAGCCCAAGGGACAACUGCUUGAGGCCGCUCACGCCCGGUCAUAGACAACUGGACAGAUAUACAUUCGCAUAACUCUUUUUUUCCGUGUUUUUUUCUAUUAUUUUUGUGAUUGUUUCUUGAGUCGUAAUUUCAAACAGUGUUGUCACACACUUCGUUUCCUUCUUUGUUUCAAAAAAAUUUCACUUUAUUCUC